Pangasianodon hypophthalmus (striped catfish) is the source of this 4135-nucleotide messenger RNA. Its product is annotated as probable E3 ubiquitin-protein ligase HERC6. The record is from RefSeq and is a predicted model, not a curated record. The transcript is spliced from 23 exons. NCBI's taxonomy places the organism in Eukaryota, Metazoa, Chordata, Actinopteri, Siluriformes, Pangasiidae. Bases 61 to 3120 code for a protein of 1019 amino acids. Gene Ontology annotation, molecular function: ubiquitin-protein transferase activity.
AGAGCAGACUGGUGAUGAGAGAGAGCUUCAUUCACACAGCAGCGUCUCUGCAGCAUCAUCAUGUUGUUCUGCUGGGGAGCUUCAUCCGGAGGACAGCUCGCUUUUCCCGGCACUGGAGGGAAAGACAUCGCCACACCGACUUCAGUAAACUUUAAUGAACAACUCGUUCAGAUAUCUUGUGGAGAGCAGCACACUUUAUUCCUGACAGGAAGCGGUCAGGUGCUGUCCUGUGGCCGAAACUCUAAAGGACAGCUGGGACGAUCCAAGAGCAGAGACACCAAACUGCCAGUGAAGAUUGAAGGAUUGGGAGCUGUAGCUGCAAUAGCAUGUGGACAGGACCGCAGUUUGGCUCUGUGUGAUUCAGGUCAAGUGUUUUCCUGGGGAGCGGGUGGAGAAGGUCAGCUGGGCCACAGCAGCCCAGUGGCAAAAUGUCCCAAACCAGUACCAUUCCCGAUACAGUUACCCUUCCAGAUCCCAGUAGUGCAGGUGGCUUGUGGAAAUUUCCAUUCUUUGGCCCUAACAAAAGGAGGUGAAGUCUUUUCAUGGGGUCAGAAUAAAUAUGGGCAGCUGGGACUGGGGAAAUCAGUGGACCUGCAGCCUGAACCUGCUCUGGUCCGAUUUCUUGUCGGAGUUCCAGUCAUUCAGAUCUCUGCUGGUGGAGCUCACACCCUGGCCCUGGCUCUCUCAGCUCAAGUGUUCUGCUGUGGAGCUAACAGUGUUGGACAGCUGGGCCUUAAAAGGACUGAUGUAAAAGGCCGAUUUGCAGUAUGUGCAGUUCCAGCUUUGAGGAACUUGGGGGUUUCUUCCAUCAGCUGUGGAGCAGCUCACACUGCUGUCCUUACUAAGGCUGGAGAGGUGUACACAUUCGGAGAGGGAGCUGAUGGUCAACUUGGGCACAACUCCACCAAUAACGAGCUUCUACCCCGGAAAGUUGAAGGCAUUGAUGGACCUGCUAAACAAGUAACCUGUGGCAGCCACCACACUCUGGUUCUGAUGCCGUCUGGUGUCCUCUUCACAUUUGGCCGUGAUGUCCAAGUUCAGGCGAGUGGUGGCACUGAGAACAGCCUGCAGCCGGUAAGACUGGAAGGAGACUGGAGCAGCUCAGGAGCAGGGAUACACACAGAAAUGAAGAUAUCAUCUGGCUACAGUUCUAACUUUCUUUUCUUUCCACAUUCCAAGACCAAUAUUCUUGGAGAGCCAGUUGGAAAACUUGAAGAGGCCCAAGUGCAGAGAUGGGUUACAACGUUGGAGUGUGAAAGAAGCAUCAAAGAAAUCAAAAGGGAGAUUUUCUUGACUUUUGCCACAAGUUCAAAUCUCGUCGCCUGCUUCAUUAAGGACAGUAGAAAUACUCCAGGUACUAUUCAGGUUGACUUGAAUGCCGCUAGCCAGACGUUUGACCAGCUCCUGCAGAUUCCCUGGAUCAAGAACUCAAUGAACAUCACACAUGUUGUACACAAACUUUUGGAUGCUGCUAAAGUGAUGAGGUGUCCUGAGAUCUUCCUGCUUCUGCCCACGUGCUCCAUUCUUCAUGAACAGCUCAAUGUCAUUGAACUGGUGCUGCCGUUAGCUGUAGCCAUCACAGACCUCAAUGAGACUGCCAUGAAAAGCCUGAAGGAGUAUUUGUCCUCCAUGGAUCCCAACAUUAUGACAAAGCACAUCCGCAUGUGGAAACAAGCACUUGCCUUCCUCUUGAAGUCCAAUCUGUGGGUAAAUUAUAACCCUGGUGUGAAAGCAGUGCUGGAAGUCCUCAAGUUACUUUACAGGGGAAACAAAAGGGCGGAGAAGUCAAAGAAGGUUCCACUCAGUGAGUUCUACAUAGAAGAGAUCGGCACCACACUUCAGUUACUCGAACAGGAUGUUAUGCUGUGGAUGUACAUUAAGUCUGAACUAGUUAAGGAAGUGGAUCAGACGUCUGCCAUUUUCUGCCGUUACCCAUUUCUCCUGGACCUGCCAAGCAAAAUCAGCAUUUUCAAAUACAUUGCUAAUGUUACCCAGUUGGUUCAUCAGUUUGUCCACAUUGACGUGGUGUCUGGCGGAUUCUUUCGGGAGAUGUGCAAUUGGGAGGUCCCGACACCGAUCCUCCAGCUGAAAGUGAGACGCACUGCCCUGCUUGAGGACACAUUCAGACAACUUAAUAAUGCUGACCAUGACAACUUAAAAAAAACUCUAGUGGUGCAGUUUGUAGAAGACUCCAAACUGACAGAAGUUAACAAACGGGAUUUUUUCCUCCAUACGUUUAAUGAGCUUCUGGCCCCUAAAUCAGGGAUGUUCAUGUACAAUGACAGGCAGACAAUGAUCUGGUUCCCUGCCAAGCCAACGCUUGAAUUAAAACAGUACUUCCUGUUCGGGAUCCUCUGCGGCCUGGCCCUCUACAACAACAACAUAGUGCAUAUGCCCUUUCCUCUUGCCUUGUUUAAGAAGCUGGUCAAUGUAAAGCCCACUCUGGAGGAUAUGAUUGAGUUCAACCCUGUGAUUGGAAAGAGUCUGCAUUGUAUCCUUCAUGACUACUCUGAUGAUGUUGUUGAUGACUUGAACAUCCCUUUCUGUGUGCACUGGGAUGGUGCUGAUGUGGAGCUGGAGUCCCACGAAAAAGGAGAAUCAGUGACAAGUGAUAACAAGAAGGAGUUUGUGGUGGCAUAUGUAGAUUACGCACUGAACAAGUCAGUGGAGCAGGUGUUUAAUGAGUUUAAGAGGGGAUUUUACAAAGUGUGUGAUGAAGACGUGGUGAACUUCUUCCAGCCGGAGGAGCUCAGAGGAGUGAUGGUGGGCACAGAGGAAUACGACUGGGAUACAUUCAAACAGAAUACAGCAUAUGUUGGACAGUACCAUGAGAGACACCCUACUAUCAUUGCUUUCUGGGAGGUAUUUGAGGAGCUGACGCAUGAGCAAAAGAAAGCCUUUCUCUUGUUUCUGACAGGCUGUGAUCGCGUACCCAUCCUUGGGAUGGACCAGGUUAGGAUGACUGUGUUGGAUCGUCCUAACUUCACCCAGGACCACCUCCCGGAGUCCCUCACCUGCCACUCUUAUUUCAUGCUCCCUCCAUAUGAGAACAAGCAGCGUUUGGAGGCAAAGCUUAUUGAAGCAAUAGACCACAACCGAGGCUUUUGGAUAGAAGACUGAUCUUUGAAUAUUUAGGUCAUGCAUUGUUCUAAAUCUUAUGUGCUAACCAGCCCUGAUUAACUAAGAUCUCAGAAACUAGCACUCAUUUUCUUGCAUGUGCAAACAGUGGCUAUGUUGCAGGUAAUUACAAAGAAUAUUUGCAUGAACUGCAUCACUUACAAAGUAGGAAGGAAACACUAUGUCACUUAGGUUCUUGCAUGUACCAUUUGUUCACUUUAGCUGUGGAGAGUGCAAAACUGAAAUUCACCGACCAGGCAUAAUCACUUGUCCAGUAUAACACUGAUUAAAGUAAUGAAAAGCUGUGAAAAGCUGUUCAAAAUAUACCAAGAACUUAAAAUAAAAAAUAUAUUCUGUUCAUGAGCUUAAUCUGAAUGAAAAUCUUUUCAUAGGUUUUAUUUAAAUGCUGUUACCAUCAGAGGUAUGAAUGUGUGGUGAACAUGUAAUAAGAAACCAUCUUUCCCACAGUCAUAUUAGAUCCUUUUAUGAAGUUUUCUGAUCAUUUUCAAAUUAAAAUUUUCAAAGGUAUAAUGUUGAUAAACUUAGUCAUUAUAAAAUCAUAGAUAGCAGUAUAAUUGUGCAUUCAGCUGCUAGAACCAGGCUUCCACAAAUAUAAUACCUGUCUUUCUGUUGUACUACUUUGUGCAUACAAUCAUCUUUCCCAAAGUGACUUUCAGGCUGCAUUGCAGUAAAUCACAUUGUGGGUGCAAAUCUGAUAUAUUUAUAGAAAUACUGUCCUGUAUUUUGCACUUUUAGGUAGAAAUGCCCCAUAUUGCAAUUUCAUAUUUCAUGAAUAUAAACUAACAACAAGGUGCAAUCCUAAAAUCCUCUUGCACGUCUGUGGGUAUUAUUAAGAUUUUUCACACACACACAAACACACACACCUUUAUCUUUUACUUUAUACACUUGUUUCUCUUUGAUCAAAUCCUAUGUAACUGACCAAAUCCUACUGAGUCAGAGGUUUACACUAUCUACCUUCUUGUAACAGCUAUGUAUUAAGGUUUACUUCUUGUUACGU